This is a messenger RNA of Brassica oleracea var. oleracea, 2077 nucleotides long. Its product is annotated as U3 small nucleolar RNA-associated protein 14 homolog A-like. The coding region runs from base 1 to 1737 and encodes 578 amino acids. The record is from RefSeq and is a predicted model, not a curated record. Gene Ontology annotation, cellular component: small-subunit processome; nucleolus. Gene Ontology annotation, biological process: rRNA processing. The transcript has 6 exons. Lineage: Eukaryota; Viridiplantae; Streptophyta; Magnoliopsida; Brassicales; Brassicaceae.
AUGGGAUCACUAAAGAGGAAAUCAUCAUGGAGCUCGAAAACCCUAGCUAAGUCAAAGAAGAGGAAAGGUCCUCACUUGCCCAACUCAAUACUCAAGAUGAUCGCGACUCAUAAACGUCCCUUGAACUCCGAUGACAAUGAGAUCUAUUCCGACCUCGAAUUGUACGAGUACGAAGAAGGCAUCCCUGAAGAGGAAUCCAGAAAAAACAACCGCUACGGCCGUCUCGAUAGCUACGAAUUCAAACUUCCUGAUGAUUUUGAGGAUGAAGACGUGGAGUCAGAAGAUGAUGAAGAUUGUGUGAACAGUGAGUAUGAUGAUGAGGAGGAUAGACACACCCGGAUGUUGCAAGCACUCACUGGGAUGCCUAGUGCAGCUUUUAAUAGUGAGAGUAAGAGCAAACCUCUGCUCUUCACUGAACCUUAUCCAGAAGGUGAAUUCAAUCCCACACGUGACGUUCUCUCGGGUAAAAACAUCCUCACGGAGGAAGACUUCUUGGCCCCUCUUGAAGGGCAUCACAAGACAAGCAAACAAAUCUCCAGGAUGAGGAAAGAUACUUACAAGUCCGUUGUUCACCCCCCUCUGCCAAAGCCAGAACGUGAAAGACUGGAACGUAAAGCAGCGAGAGGACUAGUUGAUGAGGAGUUUAGCAAGUGGGUGCAUCUGGUGAAAAGGAACAGGGAGGCGCCAACUGUUUACUUUAGCCAAGAAGUCGUCAAUCUUGGAAAGUCUACGGUCGGUGCAAUAGCAUCGGAGUUUCAACCGAGGACUGAGUUUGAGAUGAGAAUGGCUUCUGUGCUUAAUGAUAAUGAGGUCUCAGAGGCUCAUAGAGAAGAUGGAGCUCGGCUUCUUGAAUUGAACCAGGUUUCUAUGGAAGACCACAUAAAGGACCAUAGCCACAUUGCCAAGUGGGAGAACUCUGGUGGAGCAGUAAAGCCUAAAAAAACAAUUAGUGUUAGUGGUGGAAGAGUGUUUGGUGCAACCGAAGCUCCAAAAGAGUCUAAAAAGGAUUCAGAUAACUUCUAUGACAACAAUAGUGAUAGUGACAUAGACGAUAAUGACUUAGAGGAUGUAAGAGAUGUUGCCUCACCUGCUAGAAGAAACAAUGGAACCAUUCUCAUUUCAGGAUAUGAAGAAAGUGAAAAUUCAGAGAGUGAAGCAGAGCAAAUGGUGGACGGGCUCUUUGAAGUUCCUAGUCAAGCAGAGCUUAUAAACCGUGCUUUUGCUGGUGAUGAUGUGGUAGGUGAGUUUGAGAAGGAGAAGCAAGAGGUUCUAAAUCAGGAAGUUCCUGAACCGGAAAAGCCGGUUCUGCUUCCUGGUUGGGGACAACCAUGGCCUACCAAUAAGAGAGGUUAUCAUCAGAUCAAAACAACAAGGAAAGAAGAAGAUGCUCAGAGAAAGAGAGAGGAAGCUCUCAAAACAAGGAAAGACUUUCGUCUUAAACAUGUUAUCAUAUCAGAGAAGGUUGAUAAAAAGGCUGAGAAACUUCAUACAGUGACUCCACCUUUCCCUUUUACAUCAAAGGAAGUUUUCGAACAUAGUAUGCGUAUGCCUAUAGGACCCGAGUUUAAUCCCUCUACUGUUGUUGGAGAUCUAAACCGUCCAGAGAUUGUGAAGAAGACUGGAGUCAUAAUCAAACCGGUGAAGUUUGAAGAAGUAAAUCCAAAUGAGGAAGUAUAUGAUGAACACCCUCGAAACCAUCAGAAACCAAGACUCAAUAAGAAAACUAGUAGACGCUAAAGCAAAGUCAAGUAAAAGAUAAAAGCUCCAAAGAUUGUUCCAUUUCUUAUACUUUAUUUAGAAACAUUUGUUGAUCCCAUGGGAUGAGUUUUGCCUUUGUACCUUGUCUUAUUUUAUAAAAUAUUGACAUUUUGCUGUUUAUUUCAAAUCCUUGGUCAUCUCCAUCUUCUUCCACCCUCUCAAACUCUUGUCUCCAUUUCUCCAUCUGUAAGGUUUUAAUUAGUUCAGAGAAAAGGUUGUCUCCACCCUCUCAAACUCUUGUCUCCAUGUCCUAGAUCCCAAGAUUAAUUAAUUACCUUAAUUAAUUACCUCGUGCUCCUCUUCCUCCAUCGCCUCUCUC